AUGACCACGUGGAUGGCGCUGUUCGGGCUAGUGUGGCUGCUCCGCGUGCGUGGUUCGCUUUGCGGCUGCGCGGCGUGCAGGCGAGCGCGCCACGAUGCGCAGGAGAUCCAGUGCGCUCCUAGCCCGCGCGCGCCCAGCCCCGAAGAGCAAGCCCCGUUUGACGUCAUCACACUGGAGCAUUACACCCGUGACGUCACUGUACAGACUGACUUCGACGAUGAAGACGUCGAGGAUCUCGACAAAAUCGAGAUGCAGAUAUCUGAAGAAUCCAAUGUUGGGAAUUACGAGUGCGGGCGAGAGCAGUCAACGCAUAGUCCAGUAAGUGGUCAGCAAGCAAGUAGCUUUCAGUGUCCUUCGGAUGCAGACAGCGAGGCAGUGUGGGAGACAGCUGAUGUGACAUUGGAACGGGGUGCGAGUGGGCUCGGCCUUAGUAUAGCGGGCGGGGAAACUGGCAGUGACGUCAGCAUAACACGACUGGCAGUUGGUGGUGCCGCGCAAAGAGAUGGAAGAUUGCAAAUAGGAGAUAUUUUAUUACAAGUAAAUGACAUUUCUGUGGAAGGGGCGCCACAUUCAGUCGCAGUUGAUGCUCUUCAAAAAGCUGGAAGCGUCGUUAGAUUACGAGUGCGACGAGCUCGAAGACCUAGGGUGGUGACUUUAUGGCGUGGAGUAAGAGGUCUUGGCCUUGGUAUAGCCGGUGGGGCUGAUGAUGCAGCAGGUGGAGGAGGCAUCUUCGUAUCUCAUAUUGCAGUAGGUGGGGCUGCUCACCAUGAUGGCAGAUUAAGACUGGGCGAUAAAAUUUUGGCUGUUAGGGAUAAAGAUGGUAUUGAAACAUCUCUAAUUGGUGCAACGCACGCUCAUGCAGUAUCUGCUCUAAGAAGUACAGGAGACCAAGUCACGCUCAUAGUAUUAUCAGCCGGCUCUGUGCCACCUGUCGCUAAAACAGCUCCACUAUACUCAACCAAAACUCAAGCCACGUCGUGUUCAACGCUCCACGAGUUAUUAGAAGAGGAACCAAGUGAAAUACCGAGAUGUGUCCGCAUGGUCAGGCUUGUACGGUCUGGCUCACGCCUCGGCAUGGACAUCGUCGGAGGGCUGGGAGGAGAGGUGGAAGGGAACACGGAUGAGGACGCCUGUGGAGUGUUCGUGUCGGGUGUUUCCGUAGGUGGGGCCGCCUACGGCAUGCUACAUAGAGGCGACAGGAUACUAAGUGUCGACGGCAGAGACCUCACAAGGGCUACGCAUGAACAAGCUGCAGCUGCACUGAAGCAGUACUCGGGAGCCACAGUGACAAUAGCGGCGCAGUAUCAGCCGGAACAGUAUGAGAGGUUACGAGCACGCAUCCGAGCGAUCAACGCAGCGGCCGCCAUGUCCCCUCGCUCGAGACACGUUCCUGUGCAUCCUGACCUACACGCUAUGUACCCAAGGUAA
This is a messenger RNA of Spodoptera littoralis (African cotton leafworm), 1428 nucleotides long. NCBI's taxonomy places the organism in Eukaryota, Metazoa, Arthropoda, Insecta, Lepidoptera, Noctuidae. The record is from the annotation of a GenBank genome assembly.